Molecule: messenger RNA, 4479 nt
Organism: Parus major (Great Tit)
Lineage: Eukaryota; Metazoa; Chordata; Aves; Passeriformes; Paridae
Gene: FOXA1
Product: forkhead box A1
Exons: 3
Coding region: 120-1454 (444 amino acids)
Biological process (GO): cell differentiation; anatomical structure morphogenesis; regulation of transcription by RNA polymerase II
Molecular function (GO): RNA polymerase II cis-regulatory region sequence-specific DNA binding; DNA-binding transcription factor activity, RNA polymerase II-specific; transcription factor binding
Source: RefSeq, a predicted model, not a curated record
CCCCCCGCCCCUCCUGAGAGCUGGCUUCCUGCUAGGUCGGGCUUUCGGGCUCUUUUCCUACUGCCCGUCGCUCGCUUGCAAGAAGGCUGGAUGGUUACACCGGGCAGGUUGGCUCCAUAAUGUUAGGGACUGUGAAAAUGGAAGGGCAUGAAACCAGCGACUGGAACAGCUACUACGCCGACACUCAGGAGGCCUAUUCCUCGGUGCCCGUGAGCAACAUGAACUCGGGGCUGGGCUCCAUGAACACCAUGAACACCUACAUGACCAUGAACACCAUGACGACGAGCGGCAACAUGACCUCCAGCUCCUUCAACAUGUCCUACGCCAACACGGGGCUGGGGGCUGGGCUGAGUCCCGGUGCCGUGGCCGGUAUGCCGGCAGGCUCGGCGGGGCCCGUGAACGGCAUGCCGGCCGGCGUGGCCGCCAUGGGCACGGCGCUGAGCCCCGGUGGCAUCAACGCCAUGUCUGCCCAGCCUGCCCCCAUGAAUGGGCUGAGCCCCUACGGCGGCAUGAACCCCUGCAUGAGCCCCAUGGCCUACACCCAGUCCAACCUCGGCAGGACACGGGACGCUAAGUCCUUCAAGCGGACCUACCCCCACGCCAAGCCGCCCUACUCCUACAUCUCCCUCAUCACCAUGGCCAUCCAGCAGGCACCCAGCAAGAUGCUGACGCUGAGUGAGAUCUACCAGUGGAUCAUGGACCUUUUCCCCUACUACCGACAGAACCAGCAGCGCUGGCAGAACAGCAUCCGCCACUCGCUCUCUUUCAAUGACUGCUUCGUCAAGGUGGCCCGCUCCCCCGACAAGCCCGGCAAGGGCUCCUAUUGGACCCUGCACCCCGACUCUGGCAACAUGUUUGAAAACGGCUGUUACCUCCGCCGGCAAAAGCGCUUCAAGUGCGAGAAGCCGGCAAACAGUAAAGCCACUCAGGAGGGCAGGAAAGAUCAGGCCGGGGCCUCUAGUUCAAGCUCCAACUCCCCCCUGCACAGAGGCCACAACAAACCUGCGCAGCUGGACACGGCCACCUCUCUCUCCAGCUCCAACCCGUCCACCAGCCCCCAGUCUAUGGACCACAGUGGAUCAAGCACGGAGCUAAAGACCUCGGCCUCGGCCGCCUCUUCCACCAUCAGCUCUGUACCCACCUUGGCCUCCGUCCCACACCCCCCUCACUCAUUAGCCCACGAACCCCAGCUCCACCUCAAGGGUGAUCCCCACUACUCCUUCAACCACCCGUUUUCCAUCAACAACCUCAUGUCCUCCUCGGAGCAGCAGCACAAGCUGGACUUCAAAGCCUACGAGCAGGCGCUGCAAUAUUCCUCUUACGGGGCCAGCAUCCCCGGCGGGCUGCCCCUGGGCAGCGCCUCCAUGGCUGGCCGGAGCAGCAUCGAGCCCUCGGCCCUAGAGCCCUCCUAUUACCAAGGGGAGGCAAGUGGAAAUAUACAUAAUACACAAUGACCAGGCAAAAAUCACAGCACAAUAGUGCACAGAGUUUGACCGGAGUAAAGAAUGUACACGUAAGUCUCCGCAAAACUCCCACGCUGCAAUAUUGCUUAGGAAAUAUAGGAGAAUGGUUAAUAGCUAAAAUCAAAAUGCAAUUAGUUUAAUUAUUUACAUGUCAAAGGUCGUGCAGCAAAAUGGCUCUUUUCUUCUUCUUCUUGAUGCUAAGCCAGACUUCUGAGCUCCUAGCAAAGGUAGACUAAUAAUAUUUUUGAAAUAUUUUGUACGUUUUCUGCAAUCUGUAGUUUCGAAAGGUCUGUUUCAGCGGGAGAAAAUAAUUGGGGGAAGAGAAGAGUGGAAAAGGGGAGGCGAUAAGAAGAAAACCUGCCUUUGUUCCCUCUGGUUAUUUUCUAAUAAUUAUUCUGACCAUUGUGACAAAGUAGCAGUUAAGGAUAGAUUAGUGUAAAUAACGUCGCAUUUCGCUUGCAAACCUUACAACUUUCUGGCCCAAGCCUUGCCAUGGUGUUUGUUUCUCCUCUUUACCUCAAACAGAAACUCAUUGAGAUUUCAGAUCUUUGAACUUUGGACAGAUCAAACUGCCAGCGCUCACCUUUGUCUCCAGUCAUUAAGGUUUAAGGCAUAUGUAACCUCACGGCAGAAUCCAUUUGUCUUUAUAAGGGAAAAAGGAUGCGAUGCCCUCUCUUUCUCCCCCGCUAAAACUCCUACAUUUAGUUGAAUUCAUAGAAAGGAUCAUUUUCCCGAAUGGCGCCUCUGCUGCGGUAGCAUUGCUCGAAUGGGCUUUGCUCAGGCGAGUUACUUUAGGGGAAGUUCGUCGUUGUUUUGAUAUUAUUAUUGUACAGUUGGUAAUCUAAUUUUUUUUCACCAUGAAAUAUUCCUACACCUGCUCGUUAUUCUAGGAGUGAACUACCAGCAGACAGGGUGGUGGUAUUGUUGUUGUUGUUGUUGCUGUUGUUGUUGUUGCUGCUGCUGCUGUUGCUGCUGCUGUUGCUGUUGUUGUUGUUAUUAUUAUUAUUAUUCCAGCCAGCAGGCGGAACACGCGCUGAACCGGAGCGUUGCUGUGUUCCCCCCUGCCCUGCGCCCUCGCAGGCUGUCCCCCCGCAGCAGGGACAGCUCUGAAGCGGCGCGGAGGCGACACGGCGGCGGGCGGGACGGGGCCCCGGUGUGCGCGGGGUACGGAUGCCACUGAGCUCCCUGCACACACCGGGUCUCCCGCCCGGUCUCGGUAGCCCAUGCCUUCCCCAGCGGACGGCGUUACCCUCCUCUGGUUCAGCCCAGAGGGAUUUGGGACCCUCGUCCGCCUCCACGGAGUCGCCCGAGGGAAUGGAGGGGGGCGGGGGGGUCCCAGGUGGACAUGUUUCGGGUGAUCGCAUUUCUACUUCCGAAAUCGGGCCCGUUCACACAGCACUUGGCAGUGAAAGAGUGUCGAGUCCGCCGUCGUCCGGUAGAAAAGCCAGCUCCAUCAUCUGGAGCGGGGGUAUCCCCGUCACGGACGAGUCGCCCCUUGGCCAGGGGCGGUCAGGAAGAGGUGCCCUGUGCCCCCGGGGCUGGCACCCGCUUCAGUGAGGGGAGGGCUCCGGGAGCUGCCCCACGCCGCUGGGAGAGGGACCCGCGUGGUUCCGCUCCCCGCCAGGCUGUCACAGCACGGAGCUGCAGGCGUGCUCCCGGGGACUCUCACUUCGCUCCGAGCCCGCCCGGGCACCGAGGAGCGGGGCUCCCCGCCCCGGGAGUGGGAUCUGGCCCUCUCCAGCCACCACGUCUACGGCAAAUACCGCCUUGGUGCCCGACACCUCUAAGUGCUCCCUAAUCAUCUACAUUUGCCAUCUACUGCGCAAUAGCUGAAAUGUAUUUCCCUCUUUAUUCCUUCUAUUUCCCGAGCCUGCCCGGCGGGUUGCUAACACACAUUUCCUCCGCUUAUGACCGACAGAAAAUGUAAACAUGUUGGUAACUAGGAGGUGGGCCUCGUUCUGCAAACCGGGAUCUCUCCAUAGUGACUCUCAGUAAUGACCUCUUUAGCAUAAUAAAGCUCGGGGGGCGGGGAAUCUCUGAACUGCGGGGCAGGAGAUUGGAAUAAGAGCAUGUCUGAACUUAUUCAAAUGUAUGCAACAAGUUUUCUAGUUCUAAGGUUAUCUGAUGUGAACAACAGACGUUUUUCUUCUUCUCGUUUUUCCUUGCCUGGUUGCUUUAUCUAAGGAAGUACUUUACAAACUUCAGGUAUGUCAUUAACUUAUAUGAAAUGGAAAGGGAGUAACAACAAGCGACAAAAGCAAGUCCCGACCCCACGUUUAGUCAGGAAAAAAAACAAAACCACCCUCUGUUCAAGCGCCCCGCAAACUAAUAAUACAGACUCUCGUUUAGAAAGGGGGGAUGUCCUCCAAAUGCGUGUCAGCAGACCUAACACCACGCCCCGGCCACCAAGAGCCCUAGCAGAACGAAACGGCGAGCAGAGGUGACCCAGCACAUCUCACCCUUUUCCCCCUCAGCAGAGCCCCGGGUCGGUGCAUACCGCCUGCCCCUCUCGGCCCCGUGGACGCACGAGCGAACCAAGAGCCAGGGAGAAUAUCUUCGUGUCUCCCUUAAAAACACUCCCAUCGGGACAUCGGUGUCCCAGAGGACGGGAAAAAAAAGGAGCCGCUGGACGGUGCAGAGCAGAGCUCUCGCCACCCCACCCCCCGGGCAAUUGUUCCCUUGAGCCCCUAUUAAUGCGGGACAUAUGUUAUCCACAGGCAGUAGGCAGCGGGAAGACUUCGCCAUCUAACUUGUUGCUCAACUUACGAGGCGGUUCUCAUCUUCUCAUCAAAAGCCGCCGGUCUUUCUUCAGCCGUAUGGACAAAAAUGUGAACAACAAUGCCCGCCUCCCUUCACUUCAAAAGCUGCCAGCGCAGAGGCUACCCAGAGAAUUUUCUCUCUGCCUUUCAUUCCCGGUUUGAAAAAAGGCACUACAGGGCCAAGGCGCUCCUAAUACUCUUUGAUGGGGAUUGAAUUCAUUAUCUCCAAUAACACAAUUGUGCUUGGCCAACGAAAA